Molecule: messenger RNA, 924 nt
Organism: Penicillium argentinense
Lineage: Eukaryota; Fungi; Ascomycota; Eurotiomycetes; Eurotiales; Aspergillaceae
Product: aromatic alcohol reductase
Exons: 1
Coding region: 1-924 (307 amino acids)
Molecular function (GO): oxidoreductase activity
Source: RefSeq, a predicted model, not a curated record
AUGUCUUCACUACGUGUCGCUCUCGUUGGCGCUACCGGGAACCUCGGUCCCGCCAUCCUGCAGGCCCUUCUUGCAGCCUCGCUCGAAACUACAGUCCUUACACGAGUAGGAAGCGCUCACAAGGUCUCCGUCCCAUCUGGUUCCGAAAAACUUUUGAAAGUUCAAGAAGUCGAUUACAGCUCGCACGAGUCUCUAGUUUCCGCCCUCAAGCCUGUUGGCGUGGUUGUAUCAACCCUCGGCUUCGCGGAUCUGUUCAACAUACAGAAGAAGCUAAUUGAUGCCUCUCUGGAGGCAAACGUCACCCGCUUCAUUCCUUCCGAGUUCGGAAAUGAUUCAGCAAACCCACUCGUCCGAAAGCUGCCACUCUACGCGGACAAGAUCAAGACGCAGGAGUAUCUACAGGAAAAAGCUGCCCAGAAUCCAGGAUUCAGCUACACAUUCGCCUACAACAACUCCUUCCUCGACUGGCAGCUUCAAAUUGGUUUCAUGGUCAACCUCAAAGACCACAGCGCUACACUCUACGAUGGUGGUGACGUCCCCUUCUCCGCGACUCGGCUUGCAACGAUCGGACAGGCCAUAGUUGGAAUCAUCCAGAAUCUGGAAGCCACCAAGAAUGAACACAUCUACUUCCACGACAUCGGCGUCACCCAGAACCAGCUGAUUGAAAUCUCAAAGCGCAUUGACGGGAAGGAGUGGUCAACGACCGUUGUUUCGACCGCGGACGUUGAGCAGAAAUCUUACGACAUGCUCAAGAGCAGCGAUCCUGCGGAGGUGGCCAACUCGGCGCUCGGAUUCAUUGCCCGGGCCUGCUGGGGCGCAGGGCACGGAGGUGAUUUCAGCGACAAGGUUAGCAAUAAGCUUCUUGGAAUUCCGGGAAUGAGCACAGAGGACCUUGAGAAGCUGGUUCGGGAGAUUAUGGCUUGA